GCUAUCCAUUUGGUUUUCUCUGAGAAAUCGUUCUAUAAGCAGACAUCAAACCAGAAAGAUCUCACUUCGACUCAAGCUAGUGUUAAGUAUCGUUGUGCUGCGUUUCUUCCUCGGAAAAAGUGCAAAAAUGCUAAAUUUGUUAGGAUCUAGGCUAUCAAGUAUUUCGUUAUGUUCAUCUCUGCCUUUUGGCUUAUUUCGGGACCCCAAUGUAAUCCCGAAGGUUUUGAGGAUAACUCAAAAUUCUCCUUGUACAUUGUCUUGUCUCGACUCGCGGCCAUUAUGGACGGGUUCUCUGCUCUACCGAAACAACGAGAAGAGAGAGAAUGUCAAGAAUAUUUACGAUGAUGGAGCUCAAGGCGAAUACUCCUUCACAGUCGAGAACAAAGAGAAGUUUGAUGGGGUCUUCCCUGAUGAGAACACACCAAACAUGUUGUUUGAUGAUGUCAAGUUUUCUGAUCUUCAUAUACUUGAAAUAAAAGUUUCCAAGAACAACACAAUCAUGGGGGUCUUUGAUACCAAAGGUAAGCUUCUGAUGAACCGGUCGUGUCGCUCUGAAGGCUUUAGACACGCACGCAAGAAGACAGCCAUUGCUGCACAGGCCACCGGCUUCAGUCUUGGAACUUUGAUGUACCAGGCCGGCAUUAAGACGGUGCGAGCCAGGAUACGAGGACUAGGAUCAGGCAGAAUUGCCGGUAUCAAAGGAAUAUCUCUAUCCGGCGUCAAUGUGGUGGCCAUAUCAGACUUUACUGAUAUCAACUACACCAAUGAUCCUCGACCGAAGAAACGAAGACGUAUUUAAAUGGAGUUCUCUAGUCACGUAUUUUGUUAAAUAAACAUUUGAAUCGA
Hyalella azteca is the source of this 846-nucleotide messenger RNA. It is a transcript of the gene mRpS11, whose product is annotated as 30S ribosomal protein S11. NCBI's taxonomy places the organism in Eukaryota, Metazoa, Arthropoda, Malacostraca, Amphipoda, Hyalellidae. The transcript has 5 exons. Gene Ontology annotation, biological process: maturation of SSU-rRNA from tricistronic rRNA transcript (SSU-rRNA, 5.8S rRNA, LSU-rRNA); ribosomal small subunit assembly; translation. Gene Ontology annotation, cellular component: mitochondrial small ribosomal subunit; ribosome. Gene Ontology annotation, molecular function: mRNA 5'-UTR binding; structural constituent of ribosome; small ribosomal subunit rRNA binding. The record is from RefSeq and is a predicted model, not a curated record. The coding region runs from base 128 to 799 and encodes 223 amino acids.